Messenger RNA from Centropristis striata (black sea bass), 3907 nucleotides. RefSeq names its product ribonucleoprotein, PTB-binding 1 (gene raver1). The transcript is spliced from 14 exons. Lineage: Eukaryota; Metazoa; Chordata; Actinopteri; Perciformes; Serranidae. Gene Ontology annotation, molecular function: RNA binding. The record is from RefSeq and is a predicted model, not a curated record. Bases 42 to 2246 code for a protein of 734 amino acids.
GCUGAGUUUCCAGACCGAUAAAACUUCCACCAAACUGAGUGAUGGCGGCCGUCGUGUCUGUUAGCACAGCUGCUGCCAGAGAUGAAACUACAGACACAGGGCUCAGUGUCGCCCCUCGCCCGCUUCACGAAAAUUACGACCUCGCUGCGGAUCACGAAAGCUGGAUGUCCGGAGACCGCCGGUACCCCGAACUCGGACCCGGCGAAGAGGACUCGGACCGCGAGUGUCAGCGGAGGGUCGACGAGGACUUGACAUCACUGAGCCCCGACGAGAUUGAGUGCCGCUUAGAGAGAACUCGCCGGGAGUUUUACAACCGUAGAAAAAUAAUAAUUAAAAACCUGCCCUCCGACGUUAAUAAUCAGGAGGUGCAUGAGCUCUUGGGCAACUAUGACCUGAAGUACUGCUUCGUUGACAAAUACAAAGGCACAGCGUUUGUGACACUGCUCAAUGGGGAACAGGCACAGUGUGCCAUCAAAGACUUCCACCAGCAUGUGCUACGGGACAGGGAGAUCUCUGUGCAGCUGCAGCCAACAGACGCUCUGCUAUGCAUCGCCAACCUGCCCCGCGCUUUCACCCAGCAGCAGUUUGAGGAGCUGGUGCGGCCCUUUGGGAACCUGGAGCGCUGCUUUCUGGUCUACAGCGCCUCCACGGGGCACUCCAAGGGUUAUGGCUUUGUGGAGUACAUGAAGAAGGACUCGGCUGCCAGAGCCAAGUCAGAGCUACUAGGAAAGCAGCUGGGCUCCCGCAUGCUGUAUGUCCACUGGACUGAAGUGGGCUCCCUCACAUAUCCGCUGCUGCACUCUAAAUGCCUGUGCGUGGACCGCCUGCCCCCGAGCCUGCUGACGGCCCAAGACCUCCGCAACGCCCUGGCUGACACCCAUGCACCAGUCUUCUGCCAGUUGGCUCAGGGACAAGAUGGAAGUUUCCGGCGGUUUGCGGUGUUGGAGUUUGCCUCAGCUGAGAUGGCCGAGGAGGCACAGCGACUCACUGAUGGCAGGCUGCUGGGCGGGACACACAUCAGGGUGUCCUUCUGUGCCCCAGGACCUCCUGGGAGAAGCAUGUUGGCUGCUCUGAUCGCUGCCCAAACCAUGGCUGUGAACAGGGGAAAAGGUCUCCUCCCUGAUCCCACAGCCAUGCAAAUACUUACAGGCCUCAAUAACCCCGCCACCCUCAAGAUGCUGCUCAACCCGCUGUCACAGGGACCCAAACAAGGCCUCCUCGGGGCAGCUCCCACGAUGCCCCUGCUGGCCAACCCCGCCCUCUCCGCCGCCCUGCUCCAGCUGCUCCUUCAGAACCAGGCCAAGGCGCAGCAGCAGGCAGGACUCAUCGGGGAGAAUCCUCUGGCUAAUCUGCCUGUCCAGCAGGGAGUCCAUCUGCUCGGAGACCUGCCCCAAGGUGGUGUAGUCUCAGGGCUUGGUCUCCAGGCAGAUCCUCUGGCCCCUCUGAAGCCAAUGCCACUUGGCAGAUCCCUGGCAAGGGAGCAGGAGUCUCCCACAGCAGCGUGCACCUUCCCCCAGACUUCCUCUCCCACCCUGCAGGGCAUCUCCAUGCCCCUGAUGGGUGGCAUGAUGGGAGCAGAUGGCCUCACAGCACAAGGGGUAUCCAUACUUGGAGAUCCUCCCAAAGAUGUGAACCAUCCCCAGAGUGCCUUCCUCAAUGUCAACAAUGUUUUUCCCUCAGGAGGAAGCUGCAGACCUCACCCCUAUAGGAAGAGGCCUACGCUAAGCAAUGUGUCCAACCAGCACACACACCAGAGCAUACAGCCAAAUUACAACCUGCGCUACCAGGACUCCUACAGCCCAGAAUAUCCUGCUCUACACCAGGAUCCUCUGGCCCACCUCUAUGAACAGCAGGAGAACCUUGAUACUGGAGCCUUGGCAGGAUUCGGUCAGCAGCUCUCUCAUCACCCCGACUACAGUGAGCGUUUUUCCCACUACGGUUAUCCUCCCAGCGAACCUCAUAUGUCCUCAUACUUCAGCUCAGGGCCUGAGGCCUCCAGUAACGGUAGCCUCCCAACCACCCAUCUCAACAGGGCUGUGGGAAUGCCUCCUGUGAGCCACACCACUAACUACCCCCCAGGCCUGGGGAACACUUCGAAGACUCCCAUUGGUAGCCACAAGCGUGUGUUCUCCCGGCUGAUCCCAUCUCCGGAGCCGAGCCCCGAGGGCGGCUACGUGGGCCAGCACUCCCAGGGCCUCGGUGGCCAUUAUGCAGACUCCUACCUGAAGCGAAAGCGUAUAUUCUAACUACAGCUGUAGGAGUAGCCAUACAACAGCCAGGACACAAUGGUCUGGUCUCUUCCAGUAAACUUUAUGGCGUGGUGGUCCUUGGAUUUGUCUCCUGUGUGCUCCUGUGAGUGACCCCUGGAGGGUGCCGGAGAGUGCAGCCUGUUGCUAACUGGACAGUUGUGUCACUCCAUGGGAAUUCUUGGUGCUUGUGUUUUUUUUCUGUUUUGUAUAUAUUAUUUUAGUGUGUUGGUAAAUUAAGUUUUUACUUCAUCUCAUUUUUUUAAUUUGACUUUUAAUUUCCUGUUGAAGAACUUGUACAGUGAGAAAAAAUGGUUAACUAGCAAAUGAAGUAUUAUUAUUUUUUUUUUAUAUUCCUGUGUUGAGUGUGGUGUAUCAGCAGAGCUACAGAUAGUGUGGCUAGUUUUCAAUGGCAGCCAUAGGCAGCGUUUUAUUAUGUUUGACAUCCCACUAAAGUGAUGCUGUCCACUAUUCAGCCAAAGGGACUUGCAUAGUGUUAAAACAAGCUUUACUUAAAAAGGCUCAAACUUUUAGAUGGCCUUCCUAAUUUCAUGUAAAAAGUUCAGUAGUUUGAGAUGUUUCUGUGUUGUUUCCCCUCCUUUCACAGGGUUGUAUAUUUUUCUCUAUGACUAUUUCUGGAUUCAGGCCGCUUCUCAUUGGUUAACAUGCAGCUUUCCAUCCACCAAUGACAGCUGUGUGUACCUGUGCGUGUUGUGAUGGUGAAGCUUUUUUUUUUUUUUUUUUUUUUUUUUUUUAAACCAUUCUGGCAUCUUUUCUCAAGCCGUAACUUUUCCACGUUGUUUCUUUUCCAUCCACACCCUCCAGCUUGUUUACGGAGUCUGUGUUCUACACUGGUUGUUGAGUGAUGCACUUGGAGGUCACGAAACUGAUCUGUUCUCACCUCUAUAAAAAAAAAACGCAAUUAUCAAGUCUCCUCUCACUCAUAUAUGUCCAGGAGUUUAAUAUUUUCUGUUUUUGUGAGUUCUGUUCUGCUAAAGUUAAAAUUUUUGAAUGUCUUAAGAGUCCAAACAUCACACCUCUGGUUGAGUUGGGCGGGUGGGGCGGUGGACAUGCGCUGUGUGCCAUCUCUGAGUCUGAGGGAGGUACCAAUGGAAGUGAGUGGCAGGUGAUUGGUCGGUGACAUGAGUCUUUUUCUUUUCUUUUUUUAAUUAUUAUCUGGUUGACAGUUUGAUUGUGAAAACCCAUUACCUCUGACUUCUGCUAGGAAAAGCAGCUACACUUGAGCCUUAACAGUGUUUUCUGUGAUAUCAUCCUGCCCUGUGUUGGCUUCCAUCUACAUUUUAUUUCUGUGUUAUUUGCUGUGUAAAUAGUUAAGCUUGAUCAUUUUUUCCUGAGUCCAACAUUUGUUUUCUUUAAUCAUACCUGCCUCCUGGUCUGGUGUUUUUGAAUGAAUUUGCUGCUCCUUGUGUUUUUUUUUUUUUUUUUCUCUUUUUCGUUGUUGUUUGCCCGUAUGCUUGAUGUGACCAAGAGUGGCGCCACAGCAGACCGCUCAUGUUGCGUAUGGACCAAGAGAUGCAGCCGUACUGUAUGAUGAUCAUUCAUUUUGAUCGAUUUGAUUCAAACUGCCAUCUUCACAUCUGUACCGCCAUGGUUGUCUCUGUAUGUGUGUGACGUGAGCAAGUAAAUGUUAUUUAAACUCA